Messenger RNA from Xenopus laevis (African clawed frog), 1475 nucleotides. It is a transcript of the gene cpn1.L, whose product is annotated as carboxypeptidase N subunit 1 L homeolog. The record is from RefSeq and is a predicted model, not a curated record. The coding region runs from base 1 to 1347 and encodes 448 amino acids. Lineage: Eukaryota; Metazoa; Chordata; Amphibia; Anura; Pipidae. The transcript has 10 exons.
AUGGCACUGGGAUUGUGGUCAUUGCUUAAACUUUUCCUCCUAUGUAAGGUAGCAGACUCAGUCAACUUUUUCCAUCACCGUUAUGAUGAUCUGGUCCGGGCUCUGUAUAAUGUGCAAAACCAGUGUCCCGAUAUCACCAGAAUUUACAGCAUUGGAACAAGCGUGGAGGAAAGGCAACUCUAUGUGAUUCAAUUCAGUGGCAACCCCGAGAUCCAUGACCUUUUGGAACCAGAAUUCAAGUAUGUUGGGAAUAUCCAUGGUAAUGAGCUAUUGGGACGGGAACUCCUCAUCCAGCUUGCUGAGUUUCUUUGUGAAGAGUACCGGAACAACAACGAGCGCAUUACCAGACUCAUACAGACCACCAGGAUACACAUUCUACCUUCCAUGAACCCAGAUGGAUAUGAAAAUGCUGCAGAACAGGGGCCAGACAGAAAUGGAUACUUGCCCGGGAGAAGUAAUGGGCAUCAUGCGGAUCUAAACCGUAACUUCCCUGAUCUCAAUGCUGUCAUGUAUGAUAAUGAAAAAUAUGGAGGCCCAAAUCACCACCUUCCUCUUCCAGAUGACUGGAUGGCACUGAUUAAGCCUGAGACUCUGGCAAUAAUUAAGUGGUUGAAAAAUUACAAUUUUGUGCUUUCUGCAAAUCUACAUAGUGGAGCUGUCGUCGCAAAUUAUCCAUAUGAUAAAAUUAAGGGCGGCAGAUUCUUCCGUGCUUCCUAUACUUCAACACCAGAUGACGCUCUCUUUAAAGAGCUUGCUAAAACGUAUUCGUAUGCACAUGGCUGGAUGCAUACCGGGUAUAACUGUGAAGAUUUCUUUGAAGAAGGAAUCGCCAAUGGAGCGAUUUGGUUUUCAACCUACAAAGGCAUGCAAGACUUUAAUUACCUUUACACCAACUGCUUUGAAAUCACCUUGGAGAUAAGCUGUGAAAAGUUUCCACGAGAGGAAAAACUAGAACAAGAAUGGCAUGGAAACCGUGAAGCUCUAAUAACCUAUAUCGAAAAGGUUCACCAGGGAAUAAAAGGAAUGAUAACAGAUGAAAAUGGCAAUGGAAUAGCCAAUGCGGUGAUCUCAGUCAGUGGCAUUGCCCAUGAUGUUACUUCAGGUGAAGGUGGUGAUUAUUUUCGGCUAUUAUUACCUGGCACAUAUGAAGUUACUGCAUCAGCAGAGGGCUAUUAUUCCAAGACUUUGUCUGCAACUGUUGGCCCAGCUAAUGCCACAUUGGUUCAUUUCCAGCUAAAGCAGCAGAAAGCAACAAUAGAAUCAAGGAUCCUGAAUCGCAAUCACAAAAAAAAUCUGGAAGGUAUCAUGGCAGAUUUUACAUCUUGGAGAACACAUGAAAACCUAUGAAAGGAAGAGUGAAAAUGCCAGUAGCAUAAAAAAAAAAAGCAAACGAAAGAGAAAAUGAAAACUACAGAAUGUUAAUUAAAUCUUUUGUAGUGCUAUUUGAAGAAAUAUUAAAGAAUAGGGUUAUAGUG